AUCGGUCUCGUGAGAAGACUGUGGACUGGCUAGCAAAUUAAAGACCAAGGAGGUAAUUGCCCUCCCAGAUUCAGAGGCAUCAUUGUCACCAGCUGAAAUUUUACUCUCACUUUCCACCGCCUGGUUAGGCCUUUGGUGUCUAAAGGGACAAGAAAAGCACCCAUUCCCGGCCAGGUGGUGGUGACAUUGUCCCAGACCAUCCUCCCAGUCUAGGUCCCAACUCCCACUAGCCUACUGGCCAUUUAUUUUCAAGCAUGGGCAUUGAAAGUCCAACACAUCUCAUUAGAUUUUGGAGCUUGCUCGGAUGCUGAAUGAUAGCCACUUCGGCCCAAUAUGCCAUUUGCUAACAACACCUUCAAAAGAGUUAGUGGCCGAGGAUAAAUCUAACUGUAGACCCAACUAAAACAUUUGGUAGAACUUUAUCCGGGCCACCAAUUCUGUGUUAUGAGUAGAGGUUGAGCUUUCUUUAUCCUCGAUCACUUCGACAAUAUUGAAGGGCCCAAGUGGUCACUGGACUCGGCUGUCCCGAGCUCUUGGUAUCGGCACAAUAAUCUGGCAGUUUUUUGGUUAGUCGAGCUGAACUCGCUAUUUAUAGUAUUUUUUUUUGGUACAAGGAAAAUAAAAAGUAAAAACUAAGAACCUCUGCAGAAAUAAAUGUUCAUAUAGUAGAGGAUAACCCUGCAGGGGAUCAUCCCAAAUAUAAAGCUCUGUCUGAUCUUUAGCAUCUAAUUUGGCAAGAAAAUCUGCACAACAAUUGCCUUCUCUUAGAGUACGCUGAAGCUGAACUUUUUAUUCCCUUGAAAGGAGAGAACGAAUAUCUAUGAUGAUGGAACCAUAACGAUGAAAAUCAAUGUCAUAAUUUUUAAUCAUCAGUUAAAGUCUUACGAUUUUUAACUCAUUUUUUUUCUUUUUCGAAGGACAUGUUAAAACUUGAGAUUUUUUCGGGAUAAAUAUAUAGUCCUUCAAGUAAUUACUAUCUGCAGGAGGCUUACGUAAAUGUCUCAUUGGCUGAUGUUACCACUUACCAGCAAGACUGACACUCGAUCAUACAGUAAUGUCACAAGGACGAGUCAAUAUUAUUAUGCUGGAGAUAAGAGUCCAAAAUCGUUUCCCUCCUUGGAUGUAAUACAAACAGUUACAUUAUACCAUGUCUUACACCCAAAAGAAUAGGAGAGGGAGAGAAUGUGAAAGCAAUGAGGUUUGGCCAUUUCUCAUUGGGCAUUGGUUCCUGAAUUUCAUCUCUAAAUCCCACUAAACAUGCAUGAGAAUCAGCUCUUGCUGUUGGUUGAGAUGACUACUCUAGGAUCUCACCCUCUCUGUUAUAAUAAUUAAUAAUCUAAUAAUAGGAACCUCACUGAUCAACAAAUCAUUUCUUUUCUAACUGGUUCUUCGAUCUUCCUGCGGCCUCCAUAUCCCCCCACUCCCCCAUGUGCUCCUGAUCAACCUGCCUCGCUAUUCCAUUCUUCACAAUGUCAGCCACUCUUCAACGUUGUUCUUUGUAAGCUAUCACUACUGUAUGAAGUAGUAAAUCAUGUUCCUUUCCGUAACUAGUCUCAUCAUGUUUUACUUUCAUUAAUGAAGGUACUGCCUUCUUUUCUGCUGACAUUCAACUUAAUCUGAUCUGAUCGACUUAUUAGAUACGGUAUUUGGUUAAUUAGUGGAAACUUUUCUUAACCUCACAAUUCUUAGGUGAAUAUAGCUUAUCCAAGGCUAGUGUUUGGUGCAUGGAUAAUAAUAGACCUUUGGUGCCAUCAAAUAUUGGAGCCCAGGGGCCACAAUUCCCAUCUCUGCCUGGACAGGAGUCCUUGUACAAUCUCACAUUUGAUGAGGUGAAUGAUCAGAUCGGAAAUGUAAGGAAGCCUUUGAAUGCUGUGAAUGUUGAUGAGCUAAGAAAUGUGAUAUCCGUUGAAGAGAGUCAGCUGUUGCAAAAUCCUCCUUCGUCUUCGUCUUCGUCUUCUUCCUCGUCCACUUUCCUCUUUCUUGGGAAUUAUAAUCUUAACGGAACAUCAAGUAGGAAAACUAUCGAUGAUAUGUGGAAGGAAAUUGCCAACGAAGAACAUGUAAACGUCUUCGAUAACCAAAUAGUUCGGCAACAACUUGGCGAAACUACACUUGAGGAUUUUCUAGUUCGCGCGGGUGUAAUCAACAAAGGAAAUCAAAAUGAAGUAUUUAGUCAUCAACCAAUUAUGGAGGUUGAUCCAAUGGUUGUGGGGUCACAGCAGACAGAUUUGUUACCAUUUCAGAUGGCUUCUGUGCAGCAGCAGCAGCAGCAACAGAUGACAUUGUUGGACUCAAAUUUUCAUAUGUUUGAAGCUGUUUCUGAUCAGAACCCUGUUGUGGAUGUUGGAUACUCGGAUAACCGACUGCCUAUGCCUAUGCCAGUGUCAGCAAUGUCAGCAACAUCUUCAGAUUCUCGGGUGGCUGCUGAAAAGCAGUGUCGUUAUACAGAUGAGAUGAUGAAGAAGACUAUUGAGAGGAGGCAGAAUAGGAUGAUCAAGAAUCGAGAGUCGGCAGCAAGGUCAAGAGCAAAGAAACAGGCUUAUACCAGCCAGUUGGAGCAUGCAGUGUUUCAUUCAAGAAAAACAAAUAACAGGCUCAAGAAGGAAAAGGAACUGGAGAUCAUAUUCUUAUCGUCUGAUCAAGCUCCCGUGCCACGAUUCCAGCUACGGCGAACCAGCUCAGCUUCAUUCUAGCCAGUGUUAAUACUUGUCCAUGCAAUUCUUUUAAUCAAGAGCAACUCAGUUCAUCCAUCCAUUGAUGGAAGUACCGCUUUGACGUUUUUUAUUGCUAGGUUCUUCUAGGAGCCAGCCGAUUUAUCUUCUUUGAGAUUGAACAGUUGGAUUUAUAUAUGUUAGUGGAGACUACUGUUACAGCACUGUCACACUGA
Messenger RNA from Populus trichocarpa (black cottonwood), 2887 nucleotides. Its product is annotated as ABSCISIC ACID-INSENSITIVE 5-like protein 2. Gene Ontology annotation, cellular component: nucleus. The coding region runs from base 1725 to 2693 and encodes 322 amino acids. The transcript has 3 exons. Gene Ontology annotation, biological process: positive regulation of DNA-templated transcription. NCBI's taxonomy places the organism in Eukaryota, Viridiplantae, Streptophyta, Magnoliopsida, Malpighiales, Salicaceae. The record is from RefSeq and is a predicted model, not a curated record. Gene Ontology annotation, molecular function: DNA-binding transcription factor activity.